This is a messenger RNA of Dalotia coriaria, 2413 nucleotides long. RefSeq names its product glucose dehydrogenase [FAD, quinone]-like. NCBI's taxonomy places the organism in Eukaryota, Metazoa, Arthropoda, Insecta, Coleoptera, Staphylinidae. Gene Ontology annotation, molecular function: oxidoreductase activity, acting on CH-OH group of donors; flavin adenine dinucleotide binding. The record is from RefSeq and is a predicted model, not a curated record. The transcript is spliced from 2 exons. The coding region runs from base 175 to 2103 and encodes 642 amino acids.
UUGCAAUUGCACUUUUGGGAUUCGCAUUGUACAGUGCGGUCGCGUUGUGAGGCAAAUGCCGUAUUAGAUUUAAGUUAAAUUAAAAGUGAUCAUAAUUGGGAAUUUAACUGGUGCAAACAUAGAAACAUCCAAUAAAAUUUUUGCAAUUGAUCGUUCUAUCAGAUCGUCGUAAUCAUGUCGUGGAUGCCGCGCGAUCUGUCAUCCCUGUGUGCGGUCCACACGACGGUGACGAAUUGCGCACCGUCGACGUUCCUCUUCCUGCAGCUCAUCACCGCGUUAUUCGGCGGAUCGCGUGACAACAAACUGAAUCCGAAUCCGUUUUACAAUUUCGGUCAUAACAAUCAUGCGUUUGGUGGGCACGCCAGUGAGCUGGAGUACGACUUCAUCGUCGUCGGCGCAGGAAGCGCCGGCUGUGUCGUCGCGAACAGAUUAACGGAAAUCCAUCAUUGGCGAGUCCUGCUGCUGGAAGCAGGUGAUGAAGAGCCCGAGGUGGCCGAAGUGCCGGCGUUCGCGCCGGUCGGAUUACGAUCGAGUAUAGAUUGGGGUUACGAGACUCAGCCGUCACCUCGUAGUUGUCUGGCGCGGGACGGCGGAAGAUGCCCGUGGGCGCGCGGCAAAGUGAUGGGCGGAUCGUCGACCCUAAAUUACAUGAUCUACAAUCGAGGACAUCCCCUAGAUUACGACGAAUGGGCUGCCGCUGGAAAUCCCGGAUGGAAAUUCCGCGACGUUCUUCCCUAUUUUCGCAAAUCCGAAGAUAACCGGAACUACGAUAGAAUCGAUCCGUAUUACCAUGGCUUCGGCGGAUAUCAGACGGUCGAGAUAUUUCCCUAUCAGGAUUCGAACGUGUACUCACUCAUCGACGCCUACAAGGAGUUGGGCCUAGAGGAGUUUGAUCAAAACACCGACCGACAGAUUGGCACCAGCCUCUUGCAACACACCACGCGCGACGGCGAACGAUUAAGUACGAACGGUGCGUUCAUUAGACCGAUACGGAAUAAACGAGACAAUCUGGACGUGCGCACGAACGCGCAGGUAACUAAGGUACUGAUUGACCCUCAUAACAAGAUUGCUAUUGGUGUGCAGUUCCGCCAGAAUGGCAAGGUAGUGGAGGCCUACGCUCGAAAAGAAGUCAUUCUAUCCGCCGGUGCACUGAACUCCCCACAAAUUCUCAUGCUGAGUGGAGUUGGGCCGGCUGAUGAACUGCAGAAGUUCAACAUCGAUGUCAUCCAAGAACUUGCCGUCGGCUACAACUUGCAGGAUCACGCCACCAUGGACGGUGUCCUCUUUGGGCUCAAUAAAACCGCGACUACUGUAACAGACGAGGAACGCGAAGAGGAUAUUCGAUACUAUCAACGUACUAGACGAGGGCCGCUGUCAUCAACAGGUCCAUUGCAAGUCAAUGCGUUUGUUCAAACGUUAUUUGCCACCGGCGAUCGUGCCGACAUCCAGUAUUCCUUGGACGCGACUGAUGUGCGUAACUUUAUCACCGACCCUGUGCUGACGGCGGCGACUGCCGUCACUCCGCUUGCAUACUAUGACGGUAUUAUGGUUCGACCCAUUCUACUCAACCCAAAGAGUCGCGGUGUCGUACGGCUCAACUACAGCGACCCGGAGGGUGCUCCGUUACUGUUCGCUAACACCUUCCAAGAGCAGCAAGAUCUGCUGACGAUGGUGGAAGGCGUCAAGCAAAGUCUCAAUCUGCUGCGGACGCACAGCCUUGGCAAAUUGGGUUAUCAAUUAGUCGACGUGCCACUGCCGGACUGCACGCGUGAUCCUUUCGGCAGCGACGAGUACUGGCAGUGUUGCGCUAUGUCCUACACGACUACCAUCUACCAUCCUGUCGGCACGUGCAAGAUGGGGCCGAAGAACGACAAAUCGGCCGUCGUCGACGCCAAACUGCGGGUGUACGGUAUUAAGAAUUUGCGCGUUAUUGACGCGUCCAUAAUGCCAACAAUCAUUCGCGGAAAUACCAACGCGCCUGUUAUAAUGAUCGCAGAAAAGGGUAGCGAUCUCAUUAAACACGCCUGGUUGAAGGAGAAUAUAGACCUGCAUUCACUUCCACCGCCUUCUUCCUAUCAAGUCUCGGAAAAUGAGUAUCACUGAGCUUGCAAAUUCCUGUACAUAACCACUUUAUUUACAAAAUGUAUUUUAUGAUGCCCAAAACCUACAAAGAUCUGUUCCUCCGCUUCAUGUAUUCCUUUCUCGCUUAAAUUGAGAUGUGCAUCGAUUAAGUCAAAAUAAUUAUAUUAUUAUUACUUAAAUUAUCAACAUUUAAUUCCACAGUUACCAUAUUAUUCCAUAAUGUUGUGUAAUAAUCGUAAGCAUAAGUUGAUUAAUAGUUAAAAGUAAAAUUAUGUAAUUCCAAAUUAAAAUCUAUACUAACAUAUUUUAUGGUAAUAAUUUAAAAAAUAUU